Histoplasma capsulatum G186AR is the source of this 669-nucleotide messenger RNA. RefSeq lists its product as uncharacterized. The record is from RefSeq and is a predicted model, not a curated record. The transcript has 3 exons. NCBI's taxonomy places the organism in Eukaryota, Fungi, Ascomycota, Eurotiomycetes, Onygenales, Ajellomycetaceae. Bases 1 to 669 code for a protein of 222 amino acids.
AUGCAAGACGAGAUGUUGCUUGUCGACUUCAAAAACGCACAGGCAUGGAAUGAAUGGGUUCAGACGAAGGAAUGGCAGGAUUUCAUGCAGAAGACAGAGAAGGGGGGCGUUUUCAGGUGCCUCCACCAUGAAGCAUGCACCAAUAGUUUAAGGGGUUUGAGGGGCCCUAUCGGGGCCAUAAUGGCCGUGAUUGACAGCUUCAACAGUGUCCAAAUAUGGGAAGAGUCGUUAUUUAAAAUUUCAAAAGUUCAAAAAGAUAUUUUACAAGACGAUGAAUCCGUAUGGUAUGGAUUCAAACGUCGCCGUGACCAUACUGUAAGGCUCUUACAUACGUUGCACACGGCGUACUUCCUUACCCUGAAGGCUGGGAGCCAAGCAUGCCCAGAACGGAAUGUCGCAACAGAGCAAAGGGAGAGAGAAAAGGAGUGGGAAUGGAGCAGCCUUGGAAACAGCAGCAGUGGCCCCGUGGAUCCUGCCCGCCAUCACCCGCUCCCAGCUCUUGGCGUUCGAUCUACGCGUCCCGGGCUUGGCGCUCGGGGCUUGGCGAUGAGAGGAGCUUGGCAUUUUCCUCCUUGUGGAAGUGUAACCACCACCGACCCGGGCUCCUCAAUAACAGCUCUUACUAUUUGCUUGGCCGCCUCAAAAUCAGCAGCACUAUUGGCUUACUGA